AUGCAAUUAUCGAGUGAGGAGGGGUUUGACUCGUUACCCCCCGCAGUGAGACGAAAGUUCUUCUCGAAUGUCGAGCGCUUGCGGAUGAGGUUAGGUCAGGAUGCCCCUGGCUCCACGCAUGACCAUCAUCAUGCCCGGUCCUAUCGGACGAAUUACACCGGAUCAUCUCCCCUCCACUCGCGUGGGCUACGAUCGGCCACCGUGACAAGGAGACGAGGUCUGGAGAAACGUUCUGCAUCUCCUAAAAAAUUGCGCAAACCUGGUUCCUUGCAAUUGGCAUACCUGGUUGCUCAGGCCGACUCGCAAUGCUUUCAUUCUCUCCCCGCUAAGAUUCAACAAAAGCUUUUCUCCCCUGAAGAACGUCGUCGUCUCCGCUUUGCCUAUCGCGACAGCCUCAUUCUCGACGCCGCUGACCAGGCCUUUUAUCGUCGCGAUCAAGCUCUUCGUCAAUUAUCAACCGAUUCGUUGGAUUCAGACGCCAGUCACCUCGACGAUCAACACCCAGCUUCCGUCUUUUGGGAAUCCGAUUCAGAAUCGGUCCAGGACGAGACCGAGAAUAUUAAUCAAACCCUCGCCAAGAUGGACGAGACCAUUUACGACAGCUUUCGAUGGCUGGAUGGGGACGGGGAUCUGGAUUUGUCAUUAGACGAGUACCAUGCUCAUAUUGCCGAUGCAGCUACUCAUCAAGGGAAAGCCUGGCGUCGCCCAUCCUUCCGCCGUUCUUUAUCCUUUUCAACCCACACGGCCUUGAAAGCACGACAAUCCACCUCGCUCCCACCACGCAGCAUACCCGCAAGUCAAUCUCUACCUCCAUUCGCGCCUCUGGUUAUCAACAGCCGCAACUCAUCCUCCCGCCCGGGUUCUCGUCAUCAACCCAGCCCACAUGCACCCAAAUCCUCCACCUCCAGCAUUGACCCCUCCGCGCAAUACUAUCAAGAUCCCGACGCGCGCUUGAAAUUACGAGUUUAUCUCGCAUCACCGCAGAAAUUUGAUGAAGCCAUUGAAUUUGGAUUUCCUUCCUUGGAUCAUGGCAAGGAGAAUAUGUCUCCAGAACCGCCCUCCCCCAACUCAAUCCCAAUCAGUCCCGAAUGUGUCGGUACUUUCUUCGAGGAGGAUGACGGCACGAUGAUUGGCAGCCCUUCUGGAUCACUCAUGGAAGCACACACACCCUCCAUAGUAUCACAUCCACGGGAGACCCCGCGACCAUCGGUGGAUACGCCGUCCCUGCUGCAACGACGCCAGUCGUUUUUGCCGGGAUCCAAAUUAGGCCCCCAGCGGCUUCCGGGGAACCGGGAGAUGACGCUAAAAAUGACAUUGACGCGCCCUGAUCUCCGGACUGAGUCGCCCACGCCUUCUCAGUCUCCCCAAGAGGAUCCUUUACAAUUGGCCGCUUUACCGCCUGCCGAUCGCAAUCAACAUAUUUGGGAAGAUUUGGAUGACAAUCAAGGCAUGGUCAAGAAGAUGUGGCGCAAAUUGCGCCGCAGAGCUUAG
This is a messenger RNA of Penicillium verhagenii, 1491 nucleotides long. RefSeq lists its product as uncharacterized. The record is from RefSeq and is a predicted model, not a curated record. The coding region runs from base 1 to 1491 and encodes 496 amino acids. The transcript has 2 exons. Lineage: Eukaryota; Fungi; Ascomycota; Eurotiomycetes; Eurotiales; Aspergillaceae.